This is a messenger RNA of Scedosporium apiospermum, 885 nucleotides long. RefSeq lists its product as uncharacterized. The record is from RefSeq and is a predicted model, not a curated record. Lineage: Eukaryota; Fungi; Ascomycota; Sordariomycetes; Microascales; Microascaceae. Bases 1 to 885 code for a protein of 294 amino acids. The transcript has 4 exons.
AUGGAUCUCGACGAUUCAGACUUUUAUGGCGAUGACGACACUGUCGCCGAAUUGAAGCAGAGAGUAAAGGAUUUUGACACCGAAAAAUGGUGGAAGGACCAAGCAGUGGUUCCUCUCCUCCCACAGCCCUCUCGGACAAGUCCCAAGAACGACACUCACCUCCACAACCCAUAUCAAGGAUACGACUUUGCCUGGCAAUUGACCGAGACCCUCGAUGACUUCUUCGCGCGUCUUCCCCCAGAAACUACCGACGUCGGAGACAAGCUGCCCUGGAUCUACAUCUGCAAUCCUUACGUGGAGCGGGUACCCAAAGCCGAGGCCCAGAGCCAGAACAGCAAAGGAAACGAGGAUGAAGGUCCCGAAGAGGAUGGUAGUAAUCUCACGGUAGCGAAUGCCGGAGGCAUGGAGAGGCUUCACCUUUUAACCGACUUCAUCCAGGGAGCCCUGGGGAUGGGAGGAAAUACUCCUGUGGUGCUGAGGGAUAUUGAAAGUCAAAAAUUGCAAGCCAUACAUGAUAUUCUCAAUCUUGCCCACGCCUGCAAAUGGAUGAUUUUCUGUGACCCUCUAUCUGUGGACGAAAUCUGGGAGACUGUAGCAAGGGCCACAGCAAACAACGAGCUUGGAAUCGCCGCCAAGGUUGCACCGCGGCCUGCUGAGGAGUUUCGAAGGAAGGAACGACUCAUCUGCGUCUACACGGCGGACUUUCGGGAUCGGCGCGAUGUUGGCAGGGUCUUAAAGCGGCUGAAGGAACUGGGGCUUGCUGGUGCGAGAGGCAAGGUGCUCUAUUACAAACCCGAUAUCUUCACAUAUCUCGGUAUCGGGAGCGGAAACCCGUGGGGCAUUCGGGCCUCGAUCUACUCCUCUAAAGACGCAUUUCCAUCUUAA